GGGAUCUGCCCCAGGCAGGGGUGCAGCAGGGGUCACAGGGCGCCCCGGGGACGCAGGGGGUGGGCGUCUCUCUCACGCCUCGCCCUGCAGUUCGAGGGUUGUCACAAGGCCUACUCGCGCCUGGAGAACCUCAAGACCCAUCUGCGGUCGCACACGGGCGAGAAGCCGUACGUCUGCGAGCACGAGGGCUGCAACAAGGCCUUCUCCAACGCCUCAGACCGCGCCAAGCACCAGAACCGCACCCACUCCAACGAGAAGCCGUACGUCUGCAAGCUCCCCGGCUGCACCAAGCGCUACACGGACCCCAGCUCCCUGCGCAAGCACGUCAAGACGGUGCACGGCCCCGACGCCCACGUCACCAAGAAGCACCGAGGCGAGGCGCUGCUGAGCCGGGCGCUGGCCGCCCCCGGGGGCCCCAUCACUUAA
Messenger RNA from Pelodiscus sinensis (Chinese soft-shelled turtle), 426 nucleotides. NCBI's taxonomy places the organism in Eukaryota, Metazoa, Chordata, Testudines, Trionychidae. The record is from RefSeq and is a predicted model, not a curated record.